UUGUGUCUUGUCUUUCAGGAUGCCAGAUGCCAAGGGCACGCCGGAGGCUGUGGCGCAGGCUGUCGACAAGCUGUGCCGCACGUUGAACGUGAGGGCCCCCUCACAGUCAGUCCUCUGCCCGGAUGCAUCCUCCCUGCUGUGGAUCCUCUCGCAGACGGAGAGCGCCCUGCAGUGGAGACAGCGGGAACUGCAGAAGGCGGAGCUUAGCGUGCGGCAGCUGGGCGAGGAGAAGGCCUUGCUGCAGAAGCGCGUGGACCAACUGCAGGACGACGAUGACCGCAAGCAUCAGCGGUGCCCGCCCGCCCUUGACGGACAGCAGGAGGCUGUGCCUCCCUCGCAGCGGCCGGAGGCGGAGCUUCGCACCAGGGAGGAGGAGCUGCAAAGAACAAAGGAGGCACUGCGGAGGAAGGAAGAGGAGGUGCUGAGCAAGGAGGCGGGGCUACACAAGCGAGACGGGGAGUUGCGUCAGGAAGAGGAGGAUCUACGGAAGAGAGAGGAGCAGCUGCAGAACAGAGCGGAGGAGGUGCACAACAGGGAGGAGGAGCUGCAGGGGAGGAAGGAGGAGGUGCAUAAAGCACAGCAGGAGCUACAGAAGAGAGAGGAGGAGCUGCGUGAGGGACGGCAAGCGCUACACGAAAGAGAGGAGGAGGUGCUAAGAAGGGAGCAGCAGCUGCUGGAGGAGCAGCAGAAGGUGCAGAAGAGCAAGGAGGAGGUGCAAACGGAGGAGGAGUCCCUGCAGAAGAGAGAGCAACAGUUGCAAAAGACAGGGGAGGAGUUGCAUGAGGGAGAGGAAGCGCUACACAAAAGAGAGGCGGAGGUGCUCAGAAGGGAGCGGGAGGUGCUGGAGGAACAGGAGAAGGUGCAGAAGAGCAAGGAGGAGGUGCAAAUGGGGGAGGAGGCUCUGCAGAAAAGAGAGCAACAGUUGCAAAAGACAGGGGAGGAGGUGCGUGAGGGAGAGGAAGCACUACACAAACGAGAGAAGGAAGUGCUCAAAGGGGAGCAGGAGCUCCAGCAGAAACGGGGGGAGUUGCAGAAGAGACGGGAGGAGGUGCAAAUGGGGGAGGAGGCUCUGCAGAAAAGAGAGCAACAGUUGCAAAAGACAGGGGAGGAGGUGCGUGAGGGAGAGGAAGCGCUACACAAACGAGAGAAGGAAGUGCUCAAAGGGGAGCAGGAGCUCCAGCAGAAACGGGGGGAGUUGCAGAAGAGACGGGAGGAGCUACAGACCAGAGAGGAAGAGGUGCAGACCAGAGAGCGGAAGGUGCAGAAGAGGCAGGAGGAGCUGCAGAAGAGAGAGGAGGAGGUGCAGAAGAGUUUUGACGCUGAGCUGCUGCAAAGGGAGGCCAUCAUCAGAGACGUGAAGGGGGCCCUGCAGAGAGAAGAGCUGGCCAGAGCCAGGGCAGAAGAAGAAGCGGCGGCCGUCAGAGACGCCCUCCUCAAGCGCUCCUCCCAGCACGCAUCGGUGCUCCAGGAGCUGAAGGAGGCGCAGCAGGAGCUGCAGCUGGCGGCCGAGGAGAUGGCCAGGAUAGAAGGCGUGCACGAACAGCAGCGCAGCGAGAGCGGGAGGCUGCGGGAGAUGCUGGAUGCUCUGCGGGCACAGCGGGAGCUCCACCAGCAGGACGCGCAGGAGCUCAGGAGCCGCUCGGCAUCCCUGCAGGAGCAACUGGAAGAGAAGCAGACGCAGAUGUCGCGCGCAAGUGUGGAGCAAAGCCACCUCAGCGCACACGUGCGCACACUGCAGGAGGGCAAGGAGGCACUGGCCGGCGAGCUCCGAUGUCUGCGGGAGGAGCUGCAGAGAGUCACCUCCCAAAAGGAGCGCCACCGGACGGAGAAAGAGGAGGCCUGGACACGAGAGAAGGAGCAGCUCGGGAAGGAGUUGCGAACAAAAGACGGGGAGGUGGAGAGGCUGAGGAGGCGCGUUGAGGGACUACUGAAGGAAAGGAAGGAGCGGGAGGAGCAUGUGGAGCAACUCAAGGAGGAGUUGGGACCAAAGAAUGAGGAGAUGGAGAACCAGAGGAGGAGGGUGGAAGGCCUGCAGGAGGAGAUCAAGGUGGCAUCCAAGGGGAAAAAAGCCCUGGUGGCCGAACAAGAAAGGAAGCAACUGGAGGAGGGCACCAUGGGAAUGGAGUUAGAGACGCUGAGGGGGCGCACGGAUGGCUUACUGAAAGAAUUGAAGGAGCGGGAGGAGCAUGAGGACCAACUGAGGAAGGACUUAGAAACAAAAGAUGCAGAGUUGGAGACCCAGAGGAGGCGCUCGGAUGAACUACUGCUGGAAUUGAAGGCACGGAAGGAGCAACUUGGCAAAGAGUUGAGAACAAAGGAUGAGGAGAUGAAGACCCUGAAGAGACACAUGGACGGCCUGCAGGAAGAAAUGAAGGGGCGGGAGGAGGCGACGUCCAAGGAGAGGAGAGCUCUGGUGGAAGAAGGAGAAAGGAAGCGAAUAAAGGAGGAAGCCAUGGGCAAGGAGUUAGAGACGCUGAGGAGGCGCGUGGAAGGACUACUCAAGGAACUGAAGGGGAGGGAACAGCAGGUGGAGCAACUCAGGGACAAGUUGGCCACAAAGGAUGGGCAGUUGGAGACCCUGAGGAGGCGGAUGGAAAGCCUGCUGCGGGAGAUGAGGGAGAAGGAGGAGGUGGCGUCCAAGGAGCAGAAAGCUCUGGCGGCAGAAGAAGAAAACAAACGACCGGAGGAGGGCGCAAGGGGAAAGGAGGCGCUGCGCUCUCGCAUCACGCUGCUGGAAAAGGAGAAGCGGGAAGUGGAGGAGCUUGAAGAGGAGCAGAAGAAAGAAGUCCGGGAGAAGGAGGAGCAGCUGCGGCAAGUUGAAGAGCGGCUGAGGUUGGCCGAGCUGCGCCAAGAGGAGCAAAGCGGGGAGCUUCAGGAGGCCGAAGGAAAGCUGAAGGAAAAAGAGGCCCGAGUGGAGGAGUUGGAGCUCCGGCUCGCAGAAUCGCAGCAGAGGAGCAACCGGGAGGAGGACCGGGACGCUGUCGAGCAGGAAUGGAGGGAAAAGGCUGCCAAGAUCAGCUGUGUCCUGAAGGAGCGCGAGGAGGAGGUGCGGAAACUGACGAGCGUGCUGCAAGAGCGUCAAGAGGAGGUGCAGAAUUUGAGGAGCAUGCAGGAGGCCCGAAAGGAGGAGGAGAAAGUCCAGGAGCCCCUGAGGAAGACAGACGAGGACAAUGUUUGCGGGGAGCAGACGCUGGAGGGAAAGGAGAAGGCGCGGCUCCUCCGAGCGGACAAAGACGAGGAGGAGGAGCGAGAACACAAUCUGCUGAGGACUGAAGAGGAGCUGGCAGCUCUCAGGGAGUCUCUGAGGAGGGAAGAGAGGCGGCGAGUGGAGGUGCAAGAGGAGCUGAGAGGAGCUCGGCGCAUGCUCCAGCAGAUGGCGCUUGACCUCACCGCCCUGCAGGAACAGGUGAGCGACAGCCACAGGAAGGCCAGGGAGGAGAAGGAGGCGCAGGAGGAGACCACGAGGUCGCUCCAAAGACUCGUGCGGGAGAGCCACGAGGAGGGUGAGCGUCUGAGGCGCGCCCUGCAGGAGCAGCAACAACAGGAGGAGGAUGCGGGCAAGACCGACCAAGCUGGAGGAGCCGAAGCCAAAACCCAGUGGCGGGAGAGGAGAGAGGCGGGAGAACGAGGGAGCUUGGAAGCAGAGAGGAAGAGUGGGCAAGAGAUUUGGAAGUCAGAUGAACAGAAGAGGAGCCAUGAGCAGCAGGAGGAGGAGGAGGAGGAACGCUCGCAGCCCAAGACGCUCCAGCAACAGGAGCAGAUGCCGGAGGAGGAGGUCAGGAGCAGGAAGAGGUCCGGGCUUAAGCUGGAGGCAGACGAGCAGUUGAGGAGCAGCGGCAGCCUGGGCAGCUCGCAGCAGGAGCUGACGAGGAGGCGGCACCGGCAAACGCGGGCUCAGGACAAGGAGCGUCCACGCUCGGCUCCGGAGGCAUGGCACCAGGAAGGGGACGGAGCUCAGCUGCUUCUGCUGCACAGUCUCCUGGCUUACCUGGAAAUCAAGCUGGAGCGCUCUCAGGGCAAGAAAGGCAAACUCAAACAGCACAACCGCAAACUCCAGGUGGAGAGAGACGCACUGGCACAGGCGAGCCGGCCGCACGGGUCAGCGGCGGCGGACGCCCACCGGAGGGCGCCCUGUGUCGGCAAGCUUCAUCGGGACCUGGGCCAAUCGUUGGCCACCGUCACGCUGCGGCCCAUUGUCGCGUCCGUCCUGCAGGCCGAGACGCAGCGAUUGGACCGCAGCCUGAGGGAGGAGGAGCUCCACCCAUCGGCAAAAUGCUGAUCAAUAAAAUUGGUCACGCACGCAUCUGUUCGGCUUCCAUUCCGACGUUAGGGCAUCCGAGUAGGCUUUGCAGCUCAGCUGGGGUUUCAACGUUCAACUUUGGGGGCCACGGCCCGCUCGAAAUGCGGCUUUGAAGCCGCAGGCCAGUCGAAUUGCAAAUGUUUGAGGCUUGCCGAGGAGGCUCGAGGCUUUCAAGCGCGGAGCCCCGAAGCGUCCGCACGCCGACAUUCCCGCCCUGACGGGAAAGAAACGCGCCUCGUUUGCUUGGCUUUCGGCAGCGAGCUGAGGAAGGAAGCC
Molecule: messenger RNA, 4576 nt
Organism: Hippocampus comes (tiger tail seahorse)
Lineage: Eukaryota; Metazoa; Chordata; Actinopteri; Syngnathiformes; Syngnathidae
Product: trichohyalin-like
Exons: 15
Coding region: 20-4279 (1419 amino acids)
Biological process (GO): nucleus organization
Cellular component (GO): nucleus
Source: RefSeq, a predicted model, not a curated record